Molecule: messenger RNA, 1605 nt
Organism: Teleopsis dalmanni
Lineage: Eukaryota; Metazoa; Arthropoda; Insecta; Diptera; Diopsidae
Product: putative sodium-coupled neutral amino acid transporter 11
Exons: 10
Coding region: 27-1595 (522 amino acids)
Biological process (GO): amino acid transmembrane transport
Molecular function (GO): amino acid transmembrane transporter activity
Source: RefSeq, a predicted model, not a curated record
AAGUCGGCAGUAAAAAACUAAUAAAAAUGAGUGAGAAUCGUUGGAAUUCCGCAACUGAGUUCAGUUACAUACUUCAGCGUCAGGAAAGCGAUGUUUCGGUAACGGAGGUGCAUCCCUUUGAUGACAUGAACAAUUUAAUGAAGAGUGACCAUCAACAGCAUCGUCCACAUCAACAGCAGCAACAAUCACAGCUUCAACAACAACCACAACAAACCGGACAACAACAACAGCAGCAUCCUAAUGCAGAACUAAGUGACUCAUUGUCAUCAUUGCCUCAAGCGUCCUUCAACUACAUCAAUUCAAUUGUUGGUAGUGGAGUGAUUGGCAUUCCGUACGCCUUUCAUCGUGCAGGUUUUGGCUUGGGACUGUUGCUUCUCAUAUUAGUUGCCUACAUCACCGACUAUUCACUUAUACUAAUGGUGAGAUGUGGUCAUAUAUGCGGUCGCUUCAGUUAUCCAGGCAUAAUGGAGGCAGCCUAUGGAAAGUAUGGUUAUUAUUUGUUGUCAUUGCUGCAGUUUAUGUAUCCAUUUUUAGCCAUGAUAUCGUACAAUGUGGUCGUCGGUGAUACGCUAUCUAAAGUGCUAGUGCGAUUUUUUCCCUCGUGGGGCACAUCAAUGGGCGCCGUUCGACUGGGUGUGGUGUUCUUCGUAACGAUUGGUGUGGUGGUACCGCUUUGCUUGUACAAGAACGUUUCGCGUCUGGCCAGAGCGAGUUUUAUUAGCUUAGCAUGUGUGGUCUUUAUACUGUUUGCCGUGAUUUUGAAGCUUAUGUCAGGUGAUUACAAAGUAACUGAUACAGCGGAUUCCUGGAGAUUUGCAAAUGUCGAUGUUAUUCCCGCAACGGGUAUAAUGGUUUUUGCAUUUAUGUGUCAUCACAAUACUUUUCUUGUAUAUCAAUCCAUGCGUGAUGCAACUAUGGAACGUUGGGAAAAGGUUACUCACGUUUCAAUUGGUUUUGCAUGGACAGUAGCAGCACUUUUUGGAAUUGCAGGAUAUUCAACAUUUCGUGCUCUAUCUCAAGGUGACUUACUAGAGAACUAUUGCUGGAAUGACGACCUGAUGAACUUUUCGCGUGUGCUUUUUUCCAUCUCAAUAUUAUUAACAUUUCCCAUAGAGUGUUUUGUAUCUCGAGAGAUUGUUAGAGCAUUAGUACAUCGUUUUGUUCUAAAGGAGCCAAUAAGUGAGUUUACUCAAGAUAAAGAUCCAAAUUUAGAGAAAGGUGCUGAAAUUGACGAAUACUCCAAAAUUAUAACACUUGCAAUUGUAUUUAGUGCAUUUGUUAUAUCACCGCUCACAGAUUGCUUGGGAUCCGUACUAGAAUUAAACGGUCUAUUGGCUGCCAUACCAUUGGCAUAUAUUUUACCUGGUUUAGCUUACAUACAAAUGGAACCGCAUUCAUUGUUUAGUCGAGAGAAACUACCAGCCUUAGGACUGGUAGUGUUUGGUGCUAUUGUAACUGUUUUGGGUGCUGCAGUGCUUUUGCCAAAUCUGAUGGGUGAUUGUAGGGCUGAUAUAGUAAUGGGCUAUUGUAAGCAUGAUAUCGACUUUGGACGUGAAAAUAUAACUGAUAUUUCAGCAAGUAAACGCGGAAAUUAAGAUAUUUUUU